Molecule: messenger RNA, 1417 nt
Organism: Drosophila grimshawi
Lineage: Eukaryota; Metazoa; Arthropoda; Insecta; Diptera; Drosophilidae
Product: extensin
Exons: 1
Coding region: 37-1359 (440 amino acids)
Source: RefSeq, a predicted model, not a curated record
GCGCAGCGAGGUUAAAGUUACAAAAAUCAUCGCAAAAUGCAAACGUCCGGGAGCUGUUUGAUAACGUUGCUGAUCUAUUGCAGCACCAUUUGGCUGGCUGGAUGCACGCAGGCUGAGCUGCCAGCAGGCAUGGGCGUGUCCAAUAGCAUUGCUGCACCCGGACAGCCUUUGUACUAUCUGAUGGCCGAUACGGGCUCCAGUGUGGGUCCCAAUGAUGAGCUCAAGCGCACAAAUCGCUCGCUCAUGAAGUGGUGGGACGAUUUGUUUGGUCAAAACAAUUGCUGCAACAACAACAACAAUCCGUUGUACAACAACUACUUGCCGCCAAUCGGUAAUAACAACAACUGCAAUGGCUUGCAAUUACAUGGCUUGGAUGCCAUUGAUCCCUUCAAGCAAAUGAAACUGUUCAAGAAACUGCCCGAUCUGUGGGGCAACAGCUGUGUAGGUCCGUGUGGCCAGUGUGGUGGCCAGCAACCUACCAACAAUUAUGCAGCACCAGUUAAUCCUGGUUAUGCGCCAGCACCAGUGGCUCCUGUGGACUAUAAUCAGGCACCAGCAGCGAUUCCUAGCAGUGGCGUCUACGAUCCAUCCGACGGUCCUGGCGAUGGGGAUGCGGGCUAUGUGGCACCAGUAGCACCGCCACCAGCACCGGUAGACUAUGAGGCACCAGAGCCUGCACCGCCUAGCUAUGAGACGCCCGCACAGCCAGCGCCCUAUGAACCUGUUGAUCCGCCAGCUCCUGAGAGCUACAGCAAAGUAGACGAUUAUGCGAAACCUGCACAACAACAGCAACAACAACAACCACAAAUCGUUUAUCAGCCCAUCAUUUAUCUAUCGGCAUCGCCCGCUGUCAAAGAUGAGCUCCAAUACAAGCUGAAGCAGCCGGAACAAAGCUAUGAUAACCAACCAGAGGCACCACCGCAGCAAGCUUAUGAGCCGCCACCACCACAAAUUGAAUUGCCAACUUAUGCGCCAGCUCCAGCUCCUGCUCCAGCUCCGGCUCCAGCUCCACCUCCAGCUGUUACUUGCAAUGCGCCUGCCUGUGGUGGUUAUCUGCCCCUUUUGGGCGUGCCUCUCUAUGGCUAUCCCGCACCAGCACCACCACCACCUGCUCCAAUCUAUGCAGCUCCUCCUGCACCAAUCUAUGCAGCUCCCCCACCACCGGCACCAGUCUAUGCAGCACCACCGGCACCAGUCUAUGCACCAUCACCAGCACCACCAGCGCCCACAUACUCCUCACCCUCUUGCCAGACACCCAUACGAUUGUCUCUGGUGGAUCAACCCUAUCGCGUGGCACCCGAACUAUUCCAGGAAUACAACUAUCGCUUGUCCCUAGCCGGUCAGGAUAGAUUAUGGUAGAUGGUUGAACUCUGGUUUUUAAAUACUCGAAACUGUAAAUAAAAUGUAUCAAACGCUG